Molecule: messenger RNA, 1266 nt
Organism: Eruca vesicaria subsp. sativa (arugula)
Lineage: Eukaryota; Viridiplantae; Streptophyta; Magnoliopsida; Brassicales; Brassicaceae
Source: the annotation of a GenBank genome assembly
AUGCUGAAUCUUGGUAGAGCAAGAAUCCAAGGGAGACAAAACAGAUCCAUGUCUUUUGAAGGAUUAGAGUACGCAGAUCAGAAGAAGAACAAUGAUUACACGGGGAAGAUUGUUUUGGUUAUUUCCCUUACAGCAAUGUGCAUUUUAGUGCUCAAGCAAUCUCCAACUUUCGAUGCUCCAAGCGUGUUUUCUCUACAUGAACCUGGAGUUACACACGUUCUAGUCACUGGUGGUGCGGGCUAUAUCGGCUCACAUGCAGCUUUACGCCUUCUUAGAGAUUCAUACCGUGUAACCAUAGUGGACAAUCUAUCACGGGGCAACCUCGGUGCAGUUAAAAUAUUACAGCAGCUGUUUCCUGAACCUGGAAGGCUUCAGUUCAUUUACGCUGAUCUUGGAGAUGCACAUGCUGUUAACAAAAUAUUCUCAGAGAAUGCAUUUGACGCUGUGAUGCAUUUCGCAGCUGUUGCUUACGUUGGAGAAAGCACACAGUUUCCUCUCAAGUAUUACCACAACAUCACAUCAAACACAUUGGUGGUUCUAGAGACUAUGGCUGCUCAUGGUGUGAAGACUUUGAUAUAUUCGAGCACAUGUGCUACUUAUGGCGAGCCUGAGAAGAUGCCAAUAACAGAGGAAACUCCUCAGGUUCCUAUCAAUCCUUAUGGAAAGGCUAAGAAGAUGGCAGAAGAUAUCAUCUUGGACUUCUCCAAAAACUCCAACAUGGCUGUCAUGAUCCUCAGAUACUUCAAUGUGAUUGGGUCUGAUCCUGAGGGAAGACUAGGUGAAGCUCCAAGACCAGAACUCAGAGAGCAUGGAAGGAUCUCUGGUGCUUGCUUUGAUGCUGCACGAGGCAUCAUUCCCGGUCUACAGAUUAAAGGAACAGACUACAAGACCCUUGAUGGGACAUGUGUACGUGACUACAUUGAUGUCACAGACCUUGUUGAUGCUCAUGUUAAAGCUCUUGAAAAGGCGAAACCUAGCAGAGUUGGAAUCUUCAAUGUUGGUACUGGUAAAGGUAGCUCGGUGAAAGAGUUUGUGGAAGCGUGCAAGAAGGCCACAGGGGUUGAUAUAAAAGUUGAUUACUUAGAAAGAAGAGCAGGAGAUUACGCAGAGGUUUACAGCGAUCCAAGCAAGAUCAGAGAGGAGCUGAACUGGACAGCUAAGCACACAAAUCUUAAAGAGAGUUUGGAGACUGCAUGGAGAUGGCAAAAGCUUCAUCGCAAUGGCUAUGAAUCUUCUUCUUCUUCCUCCUUGUUCUCUGCAUACUGA